AUGUUCAAGCUAGCAUUCCAGCGCCCUAUAGUGGCACGUUCCGCUGCGCUACGCGCGAUAAGAUUCCAGUCCAACGUAGCCCCACUAAACUCGCUCCAAGACUUCCAGAAAGCCGUGUCCAACAAGAGUCUCAGUGUCAUCGAUUUCUACGCUACGUGGUGUGGACCCUGCAAAGCCAUGGCGCCGCAUUUCGAGAAGCUCAGCGACAAAUACCCAGACGUGGAUUUCUACCGUGUGGACGUCGAUGGAGCGCCAGACGUGGCCGGAUACUGCGGUGUCAGCGCGAUGCCCACUUUUCUGCUGGCCAAGGAGAGCCAGACCGUGGGCAAAAUCGUGGGCGCAGACGUCAGAGGCCUGACACAGGCUAUUGAGGAUCUCAAGAACUAA
This is a messenger RNA of Lachancea nothofagi CBS 11611, 387 nucleotides long. The record is from the annotation of a GenBank genome assembly. NCBI's taxonomy places the organism in Eukaryota, Fungi, Ascomycota, Saccharomycetes, Saccharomycetales, Saccharomycetaceae.